Molecule: messenger RNA, 3578 nt
Organism: Camelina sativa (false flax)
Lineage: Eukaryota; Viridiplantae; Streptophyta; Magnoliopsida; Brassicales; Brassicaceae
Product: phytosulfokine receptor 1
Biological process (GO): protein phosphorylation
Molecular function (GO): protein kinase activity; protein binding; ATP binding
Source: RefSeq, a predicted model, not a curated record
AGACCAAACACAACUCUUCUACUUUAUCUCUCUCUCUCUAGAACUUUGCCUGCAUUUAAACACCCACUACUUGCUGUAGCGUGUUGAAGUCAAAAGUCGCCAUUUUUCUCUCUCUUCUCUCUCUCUCUCUCUCUCUCUCUUGCUUCAUCUUCAUUGAUGAUCAUCUAAAAUGGAAAGAACCCAUCUCGUAUCCUCUCAUCAGAUUACUCAAGGGGUUUUAUUAAAAUCUUGAUUCUUCUACUGCUUCAUCAUCUUCGUCUUCUUCUCAAACUUCUUUCCUUUUUUAACUUUUCGUAAAAAAAAAAUAUCAUUUCUUCUUCUUCUUCCUCCUCUGUUCUUGAAAUGCGUGUUCAUCGUUUGUGUGUGAUCGUCAUCUUCCUCACAGAGCUACUAUGCUUCUUCUUCUGUUCCUCCUCGGAAUCUCAGACCACCACCUUCACGUGCCAUCAACGUGACCUCGAUGCCUUGCGUGACUUCAUAGCCAAUCUCGAACCAAAACCAGAUGGUUGGAUCAAUCCUUCUUCUUCUACUGAUUGCUGUAACUGGACCGGAGUCACUUGCAAUUCAACCUCUACAAACAUCACAAGGGUUACUAAACUUGAACUCGGCAACAAAAAGCUUUCCGGGAAGCUCUCUGAAUCUCUCGGGAAGCUUGAUGAGAUUAGGGUUCUUAAUCUCUCUCUCAACUUCAUCAACGACUCAAUCCCUGUUUCGUUAUUCAACUUGGCGAAUCUACAGACUCUUGAUUUGAGCUCCAACGAUCUCUCCGGCGAAAUCCCAACAAGUAUAAAUCUCCCGGCGCUGCAAAGUCUUAAUCUUUCGUCCAACGGAUUCAACGGUUCGCUUCCUUCUCAUAUCUGCCACAACUCAACUCAAAUCAAGGUUGUGAAACUCGCCGUGAACUACUUCGCCGGAGAUUUCACUCCCGGGUUUGGGAAAUGCCUUCUCCUUGAGCAUCUCUGUCUUGGUAUGAACAAUCUCACCGGUUCUAUCCCUGAGGAUCUGUUCCGUCUCCAGAGUUUGAAUCUUUUAGGGAUUCAAGAGAAUCGUCUCUCUGGACCGUUGAGUCCUAGUAUUGGUAACCUCACUGGUCUCGUUCGUCUUGAUGUUUCUUUGAAUUUGUUUUCCGGUGAGAUCCCUGAUGUCUUCUAUCGAAUGCCUCAGUUAAAGUUUUUCUUAGGUCAGACCAAUAAGUUCACCGGAGGAAUCCCUAAAUCGUUGGCGAAUUCACCGAGUUUGAAUCUGCUUAACCUAAGGAACAACACGUUAACUGGUCCGUUGCUGUUGAAUUGUACAGCGUUGAGUUCUUUGAACUCUCUUGAUUUGGGUACUAAUAGAUUCAAUGGUUCGUUACCUGAGAAUCUUCCUGGUUGCAAGCGGUUAAAGAACGUGAACCUCGCUCGUAACGGUUUCCAUGGACAAGUACCAGAGAGUUUCAAGAACUUCCAGAGCUUAGAUUACUUCUCGUUAUCGAACUCGAGUUUGGUUAACAUCUCUUCUGCGCUUGAGAUACUUCAGCAUUGCAAGAACUUGACGACUCUUGUUCUUACUUUGAACUUUCAUGGAGAAGCUUUGCCUGACGCAACGAGUCUUCUUCAUUUCGAGAAGCUUAAGGUGUUAGUUGUAGCAAACUGCAGGCUUACCGGUUCAAUGCCGAGCUGGUUAAGCUCGAGUAAUGAUCUUCAGUUGUUGGAUCUUUCUUGGAACCGUUUAACUGGAGCUAUCCCUAGCUGGAUUGGUGAUUUCAAAGAUCUGUUCUACUUGGAUUUAUCUAACAACUCGUUUACAGGAGAGAUCCCUAGGAGUUUAACUAAGUUGCCGAGUCUCACUAGCAGAAACAUCUCGUUCAAUGAACCAUCUCCAGAUUUCCCGUUUUUCAUGAAACGAAACGAGAGCGCGAGGGCGUUGCAGUACAAUCAGAUAUUCGGGUUCCCGCCAACGAUUGAGUUAGCUCAUAACAAUCUCUCUGGGCCUAUUUGGGAGGAGUUUGGUAAUCUGAAGAAGCUGCAUGUGUUUGAUCUCAAGUGGAAUGAGUUAUCAGGAUCUAUUCCUAGCUCUCUUUCGGGUAUGGCUAGCUUGGAAGCUCUUGAUCUCUCUAACAACCGUCUUACAGGAUCCAUCCCUGCUUCUCUGCAAAGACUCUCGUUUCUGUCCAAGUUCAGCGUUGCUUUUAACAAUCUCUCGGGAGUAAUCCCUUCUGGUGGUCAGUUUCAGACGUUUCCAAACUCGAGCUUCGAGAGUAAUGAUCUAUGCGGGGAACAUAGGCUCCCCUGUUCUGGAGAUCGUAGCUCUGAGAGACCAUUGACCAAACGGUCAGGGAGAAGCAAAGGAGCUGAUAUUGGGAUGGCGGUUGGGAUCGCGCUUGGUUCUGUUUUUCUUCUUACUCUUCUCUUGUUGAUUGUGUUGCGUUCUCGUAGACGGUCAGGGGAAGUUGAUCCGGAGAUAGAAGAAUCAGAGAGCAUGACUCGGAAAGAACACGGAGAGAUGGGAUCUAAGCUUGUGGUUUUGUUUCAGAACAAUGAUAAAGAGCUCUCCUAUGAUGAUCUUUUGGACUCAACGAACAGUUUUGAUCAAGCUAACAUCAUCGGCUGUGGAGGGUUCGGUAUGGUUUACAAAGCGACUUUACCAGACGGGAAGAAAGUUGCGAUCAAGAAGUUAUCUGGAGACUGCGGUCAAAUCGAGAGAGAGUUCGAAGCAGAAGUUGAAACACUCUCGAGAGCACAACAUCCAAACCUUGUUCUACUUAAAGGGUUCUGUUUCUACAACAACGACAGGCUUCUAAUCUAUUCGUAUAUGGAAAACGGAAGCUUGGACUAUUGGCUACACGAGCGUAACGACGGUCCAGCUUUAUUGAAUUGGAGAACUCGGCUUAAGAUCGCUCAAGGCGCUGCGAAAGGGUUACUUUACUUGCAUGAAGCUUGUGAUCCUCAUAUCUUACACCGUGAUAUUAAGUCUAGCAACAUUCUUCUCGAUGAGAACUUUGACUCUCAUUUAGCGGAUUUUGGACUCGCCAGGCUGAUGAGUCCUUACGAGACGCAUGUAAGUACGGAUUUGGUUGGGACUCUAGGUUAUAUACCUCCGGAAUACGGGCAAGCCUCGGUUGCUACUUACAAAGGUGAUAUCUACAGUUUUGGGGUUGUGCUUCUCGAGCUUUUGACUGAUAAAAGACCGGUGGACAUGUGUAAGCCUAAGGGAUGUAGGGAUCUGAUCUCUUGGGUUGUUAAGAUGAAGCAUGAGAAUCGAGCAAGUGAGGUUUUUGAUCCGUUAGUUUAUAGUAGAGAGAAAGAUAAAGAGAUGUGUCGGGUUCUUGAGAUUGCUUGUUUAUGUUUAUGUGAAAACCCGAAGCAGAGACCAACGACUCAACAGUUAGUCUCUUGGCUUGAUGAUGUCUAGAAGAAUGUAAAAAAAAAAACAAUAUCUUGUAGGGAAUGGUUUUCAUACUUUUGGGAUACAAUGUAAUUAAAUAGUUUCCAGAGAAUAAAUUGUUUCUUCGUUUUUUUUUUCUUUUUCCAAUUUACUCUCAAUUUAUGAUUCAGAUUCAGACAUUGAAUAUACGAGACUUGUCUCAAUCUUUUGUA